This is a messenger RNA of Oncorhynchus nerka (sockeye salmon), 2489 nucleotides long. RefSeq names its product denticleless E3 ubiquitin protein ligase homolog (Drosophila) (gene dtl). The record is from RefSeq and is a predicted model, not a curated record. NCBI's taxonomy places the organism in Eukaryota, Metazoa, Chordata, Actinopteri, Salmoniformes, Salmonidae. Gene Ontology annotation, cellular component: nucleus. Gene Ontology annotation, molecular function: protein binding; protein-macromolecule adaptor activity. Gene Ontology annotation, biological process: proteasome-mediated ubiquitin-dependent protein catabolic process; mitotic G2 DNA damage checkpoint signaling.
AUCAGCGAGUGUGAUGUAGGUUUCGCGGGGGAUUCGUGUUAUAUUUAUGUUACUUAACAACAACAAAAUAUAUAUAUAUAUAUAUAUAUAUAUAUAUGUGUGUAUGUUACUUCAGUUCGCGCGAAUGGGGAGCCACGAUCUGAUGACCACCACACAGAAAUCCAUCUAAAAAAAAUCGAAAUAUUAGAAAAAUCGUCUAGCUUCAGAAAUGCUUUUUCGCUCCAUUGUCGACAGAGGAGUCCGUAGACGGAGGUGCAAUGACCUCAACCCAAAAUACAAUUUGUCCUCUCUGCUGGACUGCUACCAGUGUACCCGUCAUGAUGAACACAUCACAUACGUGAAUCCGGGGGUCGCCUUCGCUACAGCCCCGGGGCUGCAGGGCGUCCUUGCAGUGACCAGUGAGGAGGGAGUCCUGAGGCUGUACAACACAGAGAACCGACAGAGUCCACUGCUGAAAGAAUGGUUGGCACAUGAUAAUGCAAUCUGUGACCUUGCUUGGGUGCCAGGGGAGGCUAGCUUGGUGACUGCGUCAGGUGAUCAGAUGGCCAAGCUGUGGGAUGUGACAUCAGGGGAGCUCCUUGGUAGCUUCAAGGGGCACCAGUGCAGCCUCAAGUCUGUUGCAUUCACACAGCAGGAGAAAGCUGUGUUCUGUACUGGGGGCCGAGAUGGGAAUAUUAUGGUCUGGGACACAAGGUGCAGCAAAAAAGAUGGCUUCUACAGGCAGGUAAAGCAGAUCAGUGGAGCUCACAAUAAGAUGGACAGAAACACACUCUCUAAGACAAAGAAGAAACGCCCCGGCACACGCGGCAUGGACCCCUCUGUGGACUCCCAGCAGAGUGUCACGGUGGUUCUGUUCCAGGAUGAACACACACUCAUCUCCUCAGGUGCUGUUGAUGGGAUAAUCAAGAUGUGGGACCUCCGGAAAAAUUACACAGCGUACCAUCAUGACCCCAUCCCACUCCAGGCGUACCCGUACCCAGGGACUAGCACACGGAAGCUAGGUUACUCAGGGCUGGUGUUGGACUCCACUGGCUCCAACCUGUUCUCCAACUGCACUGACAACAACAUCUACAUGUUCAAUGUCAGCGGGCUGAAAACCACUCCAGUGGCAGUCUUCGGUGGUCACCUCAACUCCUCGUUUUACGUGAAGUCCACUGUUAGCCCCGACAACCAGUUCCUGGCUAGUGGCUCAAGUGACCAUCAUGCGUACAUCUGGAAGAUCUCCGACCCAAAACACCCUCCCAUGAUGCUUCAGGGCCACAGCCAGCAAGUGACCUCCGUAGCAUGGUGCCCCACAGAUUUCACAAAGAUUGCUUCCUGCUCUGAUGACAACACCAUACGGAUCUGGCGUCUGGACCGGGGUACAGAUGGAGCAAAGUCUUCUGUCGGAGAGGCCAAUCUGGUGGGCUGGGCAUGUCCUAAACCUGCCACCACCAUGCCCAGUCCAAUGCCUUUGAACCAGGCGGAGUGCACCCCAGCCAAGAGUCCCUGGCCAAGGCAUCUGGGGGCCCUGGCCUCCCCCCAGCCUGCUGCCUGUGCCCCCAGAGGAGCAGACCUGCCUCUCGCCUCAUGCACCACCGCCGCCUCCCCCCUUCAGGCCCAGGGCUCCAGGGCCACCCUCAUACGUCAGAAAACGCCCUCCAUCAGCAACUGGUUUGCCCGGACUCCCGGGGAACAGAUCACCCCUCCUCUCCGCAAGGUGCUUAGCCCCUGUCCCAUCCCUACCCUUUCCUCGGAGAGGACGGCCAAGCGCCGGCUGGAGAAUGGUGACAGUAGGGCGGCAGGGGGCUGUGAAGGUUCAGGGGAGUGUGACUGCAUCACAGGGCUCUACCCUGCAGCCAAGAGGAGCCGGGGACUAGCAGGAGUGUGCUGCCCUAGCCAGGAGCCACCUCAUGCGGCCACAGAGAGGAGCGAGGCCUGGGGAAAAGCAGACCUCCAAGUGGAAGACCAGAGGCCUGUCCCAGCCACACAGGCUGACAAGGAGAAGAGCUCUCCAAAAGGGGCAGACUGGUUGUCAGCAAUGAGCCAGAAGCGGAAAGGUGUGGGAAAACCCAGCAGCACUCCCAGAAGCACCAGUGCCCCCAAGAGACAAGAUGGCAGGAUACCGACCUCACCAGUAUACACAAGAUCCUAAAAUUACAAGUUGACCAGAAAUGUAUGAAGUCUAUUGAUGUUCUUAACAGGAUUUGCGCCAUCUCUUGGACGUGUUUUUCAUAAUGUGAUAACACAUGGUGUUCAAAAUGUAGAAAAAACAUUGAUGUCUCUUACUGCAUAACCAGGAACCUGUUAUCAUUUACCUUUCUGCUGUUCCCUCCUUCUCCCAGGCAAUGUCCUCUCCCUCCUGGGCAAUGCGCUCACUGAAAUCCAUUAAGAAAAUAUCUUCCUAGUUCAAGCGAAGGACUUGGGAGUGAUCAGCUUGGAAUGAAAUGGUUUUCUCCGUGCUGAUUCAGAGACAAAUAUUAUAUUUGUAAUAAAAUAUAUAUUUCCUA